AUGAUUUUUAGCAAAAAAAUAGAUCACUUAUCCAAUAAUGAAAUCGAUGUCUCUAUGAUUUCCUCUCCCAUGGCUUUGCCACCAAAUCUACCUCUAUCUCUCUUGACUGAAUCGCUUAAUAAAAACUCCAUUAACGAUGCUGCUGAUGAUACCAUCAAUAACAAAAAUAAAAAAUUCACUGAUAAGACUUCUAAUAGUAAUAAUGAUGAUAUUACUCUUAAUGACGAUGACAUCUACAACGAUAUCGAAAACGAUUUGGAUAGUUGUGAAGACGACAUUAUCUCCCACAAAAGAUACAAAGAAGCUUUAAAUCAAAUUAAUCAGUUGGAAAACGAACUAUCCGAAUUCCAAUCUUCAAGCUACGAAUUAGAACAAGAACUAGAAAAAGAAUUGAACGAUUUGGAUUCAAAAAACGAAUCCUUGAAAUUAAACUUGAUCGAAUCUGAAAAGGAAACUUCCCUCUGGAAAAACAAAUUUUUUAACCUACAAAAAGAUUUACAAAACCAAUCAGUAAAGGCCCAAGAACAAAUCAGUAACUACAAAAACGAAUUAUCAAAUACAAGAAACAAACUAAUCAACAUAGAAAUCAUUAACGACAACAUUGAACAAAAUGAAAGAAAGUUAAAUGUCAACUUGAAUGAACUAGACUCGAAAUAUAACGACACUUUAGAACAAGUGGCCCUAUUAGAAUCUGAAUUGGACUAUAAAAAUGAACUACUAUUAAAAGAACAACUAGAACAUCAAAAUACAAGAAACUCAUUAUUAGAAGUCCAGAAAGAACUAGACAAUUUGAAAAAUUCAAUCAACAAAUCCACCUCUGCUUCCACUACCUCUACAGGUUUACCUCUAAUCUUCAACUCAAUUGGUAUCUUUGGUAAUACUAAUAAUAACCUCUCAAGAACUCCAUCCAAUUCACUUGACUCGACCUCCCAAAGAAGCUUCCCUAAAUCGAACUCAAUUAGACAACUACAUGAUAUGAUCAACCAAGCAAAGGGCAUGGAAUCAAGAGUCGAAAAUAUUAAAAUUUCUCUUAAACCUAAACAUAAAUUAAGAAAAUCAAACAAAUCUACAGAUUUUAGCUCUCGCCCUCAUAUUCCAUACGAAUUAAAAAAUACAAUGUAUUCAAAUAAUAAUGUGACAUUUAAUUAUAACAAUUAUAACAAUAACAGUAAUAACAAUAACAAUAACAACAAUAGCAAUUAUUUAAAAAGUAUUAGUAGUAAUAAUGGCUCAUUCACUGAUGAUGAUGAAGCUAGCUUUAACAACUCAUUAGACUUUAGAUUAAAUAAUUAUCAAAGCCAAAAUUUCCACACCCUAUUCUCUGCUCAAACCAAUGAAAGUAAUGAUAGCGUUGCAAGCUCUUUAGAUCAUCUGAAAGUUAUUAAAAGAAACAACAAUUUUACUUUUAGUUAUAAUAAUAGCAAUAACAACAAUAACAACAAUAAUGAUGGUGAUUUCAAUAAUACUGAAAAUAGUAAGAUUGAAAAUAAUAAGAUUGAAAAUAAUAAGAAUGAUAUCGAUAAAAAAAAUAAAACAAUAGCAAUAGCAAAAAUAGUAGCCCAUUAA
This is a messenger RNA of Ascoidea rubescens DSM 1968, 1566 nucleotides long. RefSeq lists its product as uncharacterized. The transcript has 2 exons. The record is from RefSeq and is a predicted model, not a curated record. Gene Ontology annotation, biological process: mitotic centrosome separation; chromosome segregation; cell migration. The coding region runs from base 1 to 1566 and encodes 521 amino acids. Gene Ontology annotation, molecular function: microtubule binding. Gene Ontology annotation, cellular component: centrosome; kinesin complex; kinetochore. NCBI's taxonomy places the organism in Eukaryota, Fungi, Ascomycota, Saccharomycetes, Ascoideales, Ascoideaceae.